This is a messenger RNA of Phytophthora infestans T30-4, 1164 nucleotides long. RefSeq lists its product as uncharacterized. The transcript is spliced from 2 exons. Lineage: Eukaryota; Oomycota; Peronosporomycetes; Peronosporales; Peronosporaceae. The record is from RefSeq and is a predicted model, not a curated record. Bases 1 to 1164 code for a protein of 387 amino acids.
AUGUCGUUGGCCACGCUUCAAGCUGUCCGAGAGCAGCUAUCGGUUGCUAUCGAAGCGGCCCAGCGCCACCUCGAAGUUGUUUCUCAUGAUACCUCCUCACCAUCCCCCCAAGAAGCAGUGGAGCGCUCCCACACACUGGCAGCGGAAAUUGAGAGCCUAGAGGUCGAGUUACAGACUCUGGUCGCCACAAUUGUGACACAAACUCGCCACAAGCAUGUUGCUGCGUCUGCAGAAGCUCCACAAGCUACAACUGAGACGAUCGAUCUCAUGGAUGUAGAGACGGAGACAGAAGAUGAAGCCGCACACGCGAAUACCGAGCAAGAAGACGCUAAGCAGACUCGUAAGCCGCCUCCGACGCCCGAGGAAGUAGCGGCAAACCUCCAACACUUCGUGCUGAAGACGGGGGAUGCUUCCGCCGCUCUGGAUCGUGGUCAAAAAUAUAGAAAGGCUCAAGCUGCCAUCGUACCGUGCCGUAAGGUGACGGAGAACCUUUUCCAGUUAAUGGAGAGUAAAAUUCCAAUCGAUGAAGCUAGCGCGUGUCUGUUCCGUGACACAGCCGGGAAAAUGGCUACAAUCUUCGCAGAAGGAGGUCGUGCUGGGAAUAACCGUGAUAACGUUAUGUGCGUGGUCCACCUGGUUAGUAAACUAGGUAAAGUACUAGAGUUGGCUGAUACCCUCACGGGGAUCCCAGCAGCGUUGUCUGACGCCGUCUUGGGAUCUACCCGUCUCAAACUCAAGAAAUACGCCGAGAACCACUUGGAAGACCAGCUGACCAAAAUGGAAAAGUAUGUGCAUACUAUUCAACGACAAAAGGGCGCAGUGACGGCGGAGCGUAUCGAAGGCCCGAUGAAAAAGUUAAUUGUCGACUUUCAGCAGGAAAUGAACAAGUACAAAAAUUACCAAAAGAUCGACUUGCCUCCGAGGUCUGAAGAGCGUUGGGAAGUGUUUCAGAAAGUGGCAGAAGCUCUGGCAAAGUGGAUCGGGUGCACAAAGAUGACGGCAUCACCGCCUAGGCAACUCAAGGGAAUGCUUCGUGUGGCCAAGAAGUUUAACAAGGAGUUUCCCGACCGAGUUCCAAUCAUUUUGCUGAGGAAUGCUGGGAUGAAGUUGCGUAUAUCUCAACAACAAUACCGAUCGACGAAAGAGAAAGCAUCGGCGAAGUAA